AAGAGCAGAGGCCGAACUCGGGUUCUGACAAGAUGGCCCGGCUGCCCCGCAGGAUCAUCAAGGAAACCCAGCGUUUGUUGGCAGAACCAGUUCCUGGCAUUAAAGCAGACCCAGAUGAGAGCAACGCCCGUUAUUUUCAUGUGGUCAUUGCUGGCCCCCAAGAUUCCUCCUUUGAGGGAGGGACUUUUAAACUUGAACUAUUCCUUCCAGAAGAAUACCCAAUGGCAGCACCUAAAGUACGUUUCAUGACCAAAAUUUAUCAUCCUAAUGUAGAUAAGUUGGGAAGAAUAUGUUUAGAUAUUUUGAAAGAUAAAUGGUCCCCAGCACUGCUGAUUCGCACAGUUCUGCUAUCAAUCCAGGCUUUGUUAAGUAAUCCUAAUCCAGAUGAUCCGUUAGCAAAUGAUGUAGCCGAGCAGUGGAAGACCAAUGAAGCCCAGGCCAUAGAAACAGCGAGAGCAUGGACUAGGCUGUAUGCCAUGAAUAAUAUUUAAGUCAAUCAGAUCAUCAAGUG
Molecule: messenger RNA, 511 nt
Organism: Chionomys nivalis (European snow vole)
Lineage: Eukaryota; Metazoa; Chordata; Mammalia; Rodentia; Cricetidae
Product: ubiquitin-conjugating enzyme E2 N-like
Exons: 1
Coding region: 33-491 (152 amino acids)
Source: RefSeq, a predicted model, not a curated record